AUGAACAACGGAAACAACACUACCGUCAAUGAUCCAAGUCUUCAGCGUAUGAUGGACAACACAUCAGCAAUGUACAGUAGCAACCAAUUGGUAUUAGCUCAAAACCUGGACCAGCGCCCUACAAAUACGACUGUUGUAUCCAACAUAAUCCUCACUAAAUUGCCCCCAAACUUUGUGCAUUCAUCAAACUGUCUCCAGGCAUAUACCUCUCCUUCUUUAGGAGGCACGACCUGUCUUUGGGCAAAAUGA
Molecule: messenger RNA, 249 nt
Organism: Phycomyces blakesleeanus NRRL 1555(-)
Lineage: Eukaryota; Fungi; Mucoromycota; Mucoromycetes; Mucorales; Phycomycetaceae
Exons: 2
Coding region: 1-249 (82 amino acids)
Source: RefSeq, a predicted model, not a curated record